AUCAUGGGGUAGUAGUAAUUAACAAUCAGUAUUAUCUUCUGCAGUGUGCUGCUGUUGGUGUUGUUGUUGUUGGUAUUGUUUUUGUUGUUGUUGGUGGUGGUGAUGGUAGUGGUGGUGAUAGUAGACAUAAUGACAGUGGUAGUGACUCUUCUAAAAUUUCGAAUAGGGGUGUAAGUAAGAGUAGUAAUAACUAAUAUAGUUGUACUUGCUGCUGGCACUUCUCCUAGGUAGAGGAUUGUCUUUAAAAAUAAUCGGGUUUCAACAGUUGAAGUGAGUACUUUAAUCUCUACAGUUGAUAGGUUGUUCCCUAUCCUAGCACAUUUUCUUUUCGUUAGCGAUAUUUUUUUUUUUAUUCAUCUCUGCAAAAAGGGGUUUAUUUUUUUUUUCGUUUAAGAACAUUCAAAUGGCAACGAAGUAACAUCACAUUAAAGAAAAGUAACCAGAAAUAACCACAGAAAACCAAUCAGUCAAUAUAUUGUCUGCCGCAUCGUAAUCAUUCCAGUUUCUUUCUUUAAUUCUUGAAGAGUUAAAUGCACCAAUCAUAAUUUCAGAGAUUGGACUCUUUGGGAAAACACGUGAGCACAUUUGUAAAAAUUUAAAUAAUCACGUUUUAUAGGUAUUGAUUUUAAAGAAAAAAGAAAACACGGAAAAAAGGAAAAAGUUACAGAUUGACCUUGUAAAAAGCAACCAUUAAAUGUAUCAUCAUAACUAUUCAAAUUAGUCUUGAAUCACGCAUAUUUUGAUUGACAUUAUUCAUUUUAUCUGUGCUCAUAUUAUUUUGGGACAACUUCGUGAAACUAUUCCAAAGGAUUAAUUCCUGUGUGAUUAAAAUAUUUGUGCCACUGCUGAAAGCCUUUUUGGAAAUGUCAUCAAAACAAGAAUCAAAAAUACCUUUGAGUUAUUCAGAAUAUUUAAAGCUCAACAGACUCCUGAAAUGUCAGACUCCAGUCAGCGUUGAAGCGGGUGAACCGGUUCAUGAUGAACAUUUAUUUAUCAUUACUCAUCAAGCUUAUGAACUAUGGUUCAAGCAAAUUUUAUAUGAAAUCGAUUCAGUUAGGGAUCUUUUUUCACUUAGUUAUAUGGAUGAAAGCAAAACUCUACAAAUUAUAUGUCGCCUGAAUAGAGUUGUACUGAUUCUAAAGCUCCUUGUGGACCAGUUCACAAUACUUGAAACCAUGACUCCGCUAGAUUUUAUCGAUUUUCGACACAAAGCUUCAGAUAUUUCAGAAAAUGGUUACCUCUCUUCAGCUUCGGGCUUCCAGAGUUUGCAAUUUCGGUUGUUAGAAAACAAAUUUGGAGUUAAAGAGAGCAACCGUGUUAAGUAUAACCAGCAACAUUAUCUAAAUGUAUUUAAUGACGAAGAAUCCGUAAAAAUGCUUCAAGAUUCCUUGAAUAGUCCUUCCCUCUUCAAAUUGGUUGAGAGGUGGUUAGAAAGAACCCCAGGUUUAGAAAAGGAAGGUUUUAAUUUUUGGAAAAAAUAUGAAGAGGCUGUAGAAACAUGGUUGGACGCAUCACUUCGGAAGCCAGCAUUGGAAAAUUUCGAUUCAAUAUUUUCUGAUGAAAUUCAUGCAAAAUAUCUUGAAAGAGGAGAACGUAAUCUUAGCCAUAAAGGUCUUCAAGGAGCUUUGAUGAUUUCACUGUAUCGAGACGAACCACGUUUUAGUCAACCAUUUCAGAUUAUCAGCAAUAUUAUCGAUAUUGAUUCGCAGUUAACCAAAUGGCGCUAUAACCAUGUAACUACUGUACAGAGAAUGAUUGGGAAUAAAAUUGGAACAGGGGGUUCUUCUGGUUACCAGUAUCUUCGUUCAACUGUCAGUGACCGAUAUAAAGUAUUCUUGGAUCUCUUCAAUCUUUCAUCAUACUUGCUCCCUCGGGAAUAUAUUCCAAUGCUGGAUAACCAAAUGAAGCGUCGUCUUAACAUUGCUGCCUACGAUGACAGCAUUGACGAACAAGACGAAAAAAUAAAACGAAUUAUAACAAACGAUGCCAAUUAAAUUUAGAAUGAGCAAUAAAACCUGUUAUGAAAUGAUUAUGGAGAAAAAUACAUUUACACAAAUAGCUGACAGGCUGCUAUCUAUAAUAUUUCGAUAAAUUUUCUUAUUUUUCUCCAUUAAAAUUGAUUAAAGUGUUUGAUUCAAA
Octopus bimaculoides (California two-spot octopus) is the source of this 2139-nucleotide messenger RNA. RefSeq names its product tryptophan 2,3-dioxygenase. The record is from RefSeq and is a predicted model, not a curated record. NCBI's taxonomy places the organism in Eukaryota, Metazoa, Mollusca, Cephalopoda, Octopoda, Octopodidae. Gene Ontology annotation, molecular function: L-tryptophan 2,3-dioxygenase activity; metal ion binding; heme binding.